UUUUCGUGCUGGGGAAUGAGAGACUUCCUUCCCCUGAAGUGCGAUGCCUGCGAGCAGAUCUUCUGCACAGACCACAUCGCUUAUGCCCAGCACGAUUGCACUUCUGCCUACAAGAAGGAUGUGCAGGUCCCAGUGUGUCCCCUCUGCAACACCCCAGUCCCUGUGAGGCGGGGGGAGAUGCCUGAUGUUGUGGUGGGUGAGCACAUUGACCGUGACUGCAAGUCUGACCCUGCACAACGCAAGCGCAAGAUCUUCACCAACAAGUGUUUAAAGCCUGGCUGCAAGCAGAAGGAGAUGAUGAAGGUGAUCUGUGACCAGUGCCACAAGAACUACUGCCUCAAGCACCGGCACCCUCUGGACCAUGACUGCAGUGGCGCAGGGCAUCCCCUUUCCAAAGCAGGGCAUGCUGCAGUUACCAGAGCCCAGGCAUCCUCCUCCAAAAUAGUCACUGCAUCAAGCAGCGGAGCUGCUCGGCCAGCAGAUAGCUCCUCUUCUCCAGCCUGUGCCAGGGGAGGCAGAGCAGCUGCAUCGCAGGCUCGCAGCACCUCCCCUCCAGCUGUCAUGCUGCAGAAUGGGCUGAGCGAGGAAGAGGCACUGCAGCGAGCUCUGGAGAUGUCCCUGGCAGAGUCAGCACGCAGCUCAGCACAGCCACCCAGCAGCACGCAGGAGGAGGAGGAUCUGGCACUGGCCCAGGCACUGUCAGCGAGCGAAGCCGAGUACCAGCAGUCACAGCGGCAGGCACAUGGUUCAAAGCCAUCAAACUGCAGCAUGUCGUAGGCACGUGAGGCGGGGUGUGCCCGCAGACAUAGGAUCCUGCUUGUGACCCGAGGAGCGGCUCUGGCCUCCCACGUGGAUGCCAUGGGGCUCUGGCCUGCACACUGGUACCAACAGCUCCUUGCCAAGGACAGCUCAUCUCCCUGGGAGCUGUAAGCCACCAAAUAUACACUGACACUUCA
Messenger RNA from Ficedula albicollis (Collared flycatcher), 956 nucleotides. It is a transcript of the gene ZFAND2B, whose product is annotated as zinc finger AN1-type containing 2B. Lineage: Eukaryota; Metazoa; Chordata; Aves; Passeriformes; Muscicapidae. Gene Ontology annotation, cellular component: cytoplasm; endoplasmic reticulum. The coding region runs from base 16 to 777 and encodes 253 amino acids. Gene Ontology annotation, molecular function: zinc ion binding. The record is from RefSeq and is a predicted model, not a curated record. Gene Ontology annotation, biological process: proteasome-mediated ubiquitin-dependent protein catabolic process; protein targeting to ER. The transcript has 9 exons.